AUGGCUCCACGUAAAAGUACGACUUCGAAUGCGACCGAUGCCAAUGGCGAUACUUCCAUGGUUUCCAAUGCUACCGCCGCAUCUUCCACUAGCCAUGGGCAUCCCAAACCCUCGCGGCAGUCAAGCGGCGUAGAUGAUCUCCUCCUUCCCCGAACACUUAUACAGCGGCUCGCUAGAGGCGUGCUGCCACCAAAUACUUCACUCCAGCGCGAUGCUGUCCUAGCACUUUCGAAGUCUGCCACCGUUUUCAUAUCCUACCUUGCACACCACGCGAAUGAGCAGGCGAACACGAAAACGGUCUUCCCGCAAGAUGUGCUCAAAGCACUGAACGAGGUUGAGCUUGCAAAUGUAAUGGAUCUAGGUGCCUUGGGCAAGGAUGGCCGGACGGGUGGACGAUUAGAACGAGAGUUGGAAGUCUACGAGUCUGCACUGACACAGAAGAGGAAAAAUGCAAGAGACCGCAAGAGCAACAAGAUGAGAGAAAGUACAGGCACUGGCGUUGAGGGUGGUGAUGAGGCCGAUGAGAACGAGAGAGGCGAGCCAAGCAAUAAACGAGCUAGGCGGAUGGAAGAGGAUGACGACGAAGAUGCGGAUGAAGAAAACCGUAUGCUUGACUUGCAAUUGAAUGGAGCCCAGGAUGCUGAAGAGGCACUACCAGGCAAUGCCACGAAAGGCACCAGAAGAAAAAAGCCCGCCACCGAUGAAAAGGGCAAGGGUAAAAUUGUGGACACAGAAUCCGAUCCCGAGCUUGACCCCGAGGGGGAGAAAGAGGACGAUGAGGACGACGAGGGAAAUAAUGAAGAAGAUGACGAUGACGAUGACGAUGGCGAUGGCGAUGACGACGACGAUGACGACGACGACGAACAAGAUGAUGAUGAGAAUAACGAAGAGACCGGAGAUCAGCUAGAGGAGAGGAACGGCUCCCGAAGUCGGUAUGGACAUAGAGGUCUCCAGCCUAAUGGCCGAAUCGAGAUCGAUGGCAGCGAUGAGGAGAGCGAUUGA
This is a messenger RNA of Exophiala aquamarina CBS 119918, 1002 nucleotides long. RefSeq lists its product as uncharacterized. The record is from RefSeq and is a predicted model, not a curated record. The transcript has 2 exons. Gene Ontology annotation, molecular function: protein heterodimerization activity; chromatin DNA binding. Gene Ontology annotation, biological process: heterochromatin formation; leading strand elongation; DNA damage response. Bases 1 to 1002 code for a protein of 333 amino acids. Gene Ontology annotation, cellular component: epsilon DNA polymerase complex; CHRAC. Lineage: Eukaryota; Fungi; Ascomycota; Eurotiomycetes; Chaetothyriales; Herpotrichiellaceae.